AGGCCCAACUCGACGGUGUCCCUCUUGCGGGCGCCGUCUAUGGUUAUUGGGGUCCAUUUUUUUGCAGAGAUGCCCAGAUUCCUGGCGCGCGCGUUCUCUUCCAGAGUUGGCCAAAGGUGCUCUUCCCUGCAGACCCCAACCACACCCAGUGGCAGAUGGAUUUCUUUGUAACUGGCUUUCUCACAUGUAGGGUCCAUUUUGAGUCUGUGCUUAACAUGGUGUCCUCAUUGUCAAGUAGACAAUCUCUUCAUAGAUGGCUGUGGUAAUUUAAAAAAUAGAAGGUGAAUGUAUAUAAGAUAUCAUCUCUUCUUUUGAUCACUGUUCCUGAUUGUGACAUUGUCCAAGCAUUAAAUUGUGUGCCUUUUGUUCCUUGAAGAAAGAGGUGGUGCUAGCAAUCCCCUACUCUGUCUGGUCUCUGGACCAAGCUUGAAGCUCUGGAUUCAUUUCCUUCCUCCUCAUACCUCAGCGUGAGUCUUCUGUCACCCAAAGGGUUCCACCUGAUCUUCCACUGAAGCCUCACUUUCUCUCCCAAGAUGAGGAAACUGAGGUGCAGAGAAGUUGAAGCUUUCCCAGUGUCACAUAGCAGAGCUGGAACUAGAGCUUGCAUUUCCUGACUUCCAGAUUAGUGUUAUUUUUACUUCAAACCAUUACUUCUUGGUGAGUUAAUGUGGGAAAAAUCCUGUGUUUUGAAGAUGUCUCGACACAGUAUCAUUUCCUGUUUAAAUUACAGAUAACUUCAAGAGUUUUCAGAAAAAAGAAAUUGCAACUUUUGGUUAAAUCAUGCCAUCUGAACAGAAACAGUUAUUUUUUGAUGAAAAGCAAACUACUAUAAAAAAAGAAUAUGAUGUGAAAAAUGAGAUAAUUGAUCCUGUCAGAUCAAUACCUAAACCAAACAUUUCAGAAAGUAGUUUUCAUUAUGAUUUAAAAAAUGUGAAAAUUGUUUUGCCGAAGAUAAAUAUUCCAAAUGAAGUCCUGUCAAAACAUGAAGUUGACAAAUACAGAAAAUUAUUUCAGGGUAAACCACAGACAGCAAGAAAAUCAAUCAGUAUAAAGACUGUAAGCUGUGUAGAGGAAUGUAUGUUGCUUCAUAAAUCUGAGAGAGCUGAAGAAGAGGGUUUAAAAAUGUCUGCAAAAAUACUCAAUUUCAGCUGUUUAAAAUGCCGAGACAACACUCGAUAUAGCCCAAAUGAUUUGCAUAAACACUUUCAAAUGUGGCACCAUGGUGAACUACCUUCAUAUCCUUGUGAAAUGUGCAGUUUUUCAGCAAAUGACUUCCAGGUAUUUAAACAACAUAGACGAACUCAUAGAAGCACUUUAGUAAAAUGUGACAUUUGUAACAAUGAGAAUGUAUAUACUUUAUUGGACUUGACAAAACAUUUCGCAUCCACACAUUGUGUUAAUGGUAAUUUUCAAUGUGAAAAGUGUAAAUUCUCCACCCAGGAUGUUGGCACAUUUGUUCAGCACAUUCAUAGACAUAAUGAAAUUCAUUAUAAAUGUGGUAAAUGCCAUCAUGUAUGUUAUACCAAAGGAGAGCUUCAGAAGCACCUUCACAUUCAUUCUGGUACUUUUCUCUUCACUUGUCAAUAUUGUAGCUAUGGUGCCACCAAGAGAGAACACCUCGUAAGACAUGUUAUAACUUUGCACAAAGAACAUUUGUAUGCGAAAGAAAAACUAGAGAAAGACAAAUAUGAAAAAAGAAUGACAAAGACCUCAGCAGGACUUAAACUAAUACUAAAAAGAUAUAAAAUAGGUGCUUCAAGGAAGAUAUUCUGGAAACGUAAGAAAAUUAACAAUGGAAGUGACAGAAGUAUAGAAAAAAGCACUCAAGGGCUUAAAAAAAUGAACAAAACACAGACUCAAUCUGAAGACCAGAGCCAUCCUGUUCAAAAGCAUUUGAGUGAAGAAAAGGAUGAAAGACUUGAGAAUGAUGAUAAACCCUCUGCAUCAGAGUCAGAGAAGCCAACUCCUCAGUCUGCUGGGCAAUGUAAUAGAGCUGAUGAGGGAUCAAAUGCUACUUCAGGUUUCUUGAAGACUGCUGUACAAGGACCUACAGUGUUAAUGGUGAAAAAUAAUAAAAUAACAAUUCCUGCCAACUACAGUGCUAAGUUUAUGGGCUUCAAGGUGGUGGAUGGAAAACAGCACAUUGUAAUAAAAUUGUUACCUACCAAUAAACAGAAUUUAUAUUCACCAGGCUCACAGUCAAAUGCUACAAAGGCGAGUACUGCUAAUUUGCAGCCCCAGACUUUGGACACCAUUGGAUUUUUAAGAGGAGUAACAACUGAGUUAAGUGACACAGUUUAUAUGAAAACAACUACUCCAUUUUCAUGUUCAUCUCCUGUACUUCCAGAGAAAGUAACUUCAGAAAAAGAAAUGGCUUCGAUAUCCCAAAGGAAUAAUACGCUUCAAACAUUGGAUUAUGAAAAAAGUGUCUCUUCUUUGCCAACAUCAGAAUUGAUUACAUCAGUGAAUUUGACCACAAAAGUUGAAACAAGAGAUAAUGUUGAUUUAUGGGGAAAUCAUAACACUCAGAGUCACCCUGAGGUAUUAAGUACCACCAUUAAAAGCCCAGAUAAAGUCAACCAUACUACCAAACCAAAUGCACACAACAGUGGAGAUAUGCAUAACUAUUGCAUUAAUUAUGUCAGUUCUGAGUUACCUGUUGAGUCCUCCAGCCAAGGAUCAUUACCUUUUCAUAAUUACUCAAAAAUGAAUAAUUCUAAUAAGCGUCGUAGGUUUUCAGGAACAGCAAUGUGUGAUAGCCCUCAAAGAGAAUCUCCACCUAGCAAAACAGUUGUUCAGCAACCAAUUAGUGAAUCUGUUUUAUCACUAGUGAGGAAGGAGAGCUCAAAACCAGAUAGCCUAUUAUCGUCUAUUAGCCUUUUAAAUGAUAAAGAUGAAACUUUAAAAACAAAAGUUGAAACUGAAGACCAGUGUGUUUUAAGAAAAGAGCAAAACAUGGUUGAACAAAACUUGUUCAGUAAUGAAAAUCAGAAUUUAGAGAGUGUGACUGAAAAAUCUAAAUGGGAUGAUAUUUCUAGUGUUGAUUCACCUUUGAUGCCUAGAAUCACAUCUGUUUUCUCUCUCCAUAGUCAACAGGCAUCAGAAUUUUUGCCACCCGAAAUAAACCAAUUGCUGCAAGAGGUACUGAAAACAAAAUCUGAUGUAAAACAAGACUCUAGUAACACUCCAAAUAAAGAUCCACCACUUAAUUGUCACCAGUCAUUUCAAAAACAUGAGGGAGAAGGCAAAAUAGUUGAAUCUUCAAAAGACUUCAAAGUGCAAGGCAUCUUCCAGGUUCCAUCUGGCAGUGUAGGUGUUAAUGUGCCUACAUACGAUCUGAAUUUAAAAUAUAAUGGAAAAGAAAAACAAGUGCUAUCGGUGUCACAAGAUGUUAAAGAUUCAGAGAAGACACCUAGAAUUUCAGGUUUUGGCACAUUACUUAAGACUCAGUCAGAUGCCAUAAUAACACAGCAGCUCGUAAAAGACAAACUACGAGCCACUACACAAAAUCUAGGCUCUUUCUAUAUGCAGAGCCCACUUCUAAAUCCAGAACAAAAAAAGGCUAUAUUUGUUCAGACACCAAAAGGGUUUUUUGUACCAUUGCAUGUUGCUAACAAGCCUGGGUUACAUGUUUUUUCAGGAAGACCACUUCCAUUGGUUAAUGCACAAGCUGUACCUGCUUCUCUUCUUUUAAACAAGAAACCUGGGAUGAUUUUAGCAUUUAAUAAUAGGAAACCUGAAGGUGUUUCCACUGUCAAAACUGAGAGUGCUCAAGCUUGUGGAACUGUGACCAAGGAGCCUUGCAAAAUGCCCUUUUUAAAGGUGGAGUCAAACAAUAAUUGUCUUACACCUGCACUUUGUUCCAGCAUUGGCAGUUGUUUGAGUGUGAAAAGCAGCUCAGAAAACACUUUGCCAUUAAAAGGCCCUUACAUUAUUAAAACAUCAGCAAGUUCUUCAGUGAAAGCUGUUCCUACUCCUAAUAUGCUACCUGACCAUCAGGGCACUAAGUUGAAUAUCUUGGAUUCAGUAAAACAGCAGAAUGAGAUUUUUCCAAAACCACCUCUUUAUACACUCUUGCCUGAUGGCAAACAAGCUGUUUUUCUUAAAUGUGUGAUGCCAAAUAAAACUGAGCUGUUUAAGCCUAAAUUAGUCCAAAAUAGUACUUAUUAUCAAAAUAUACAGCCAAAGAAACCUGAAGGACCACCACAAAGAAUAUUGCUGAAAAUUUUUAACCCUGUUUUAAAUGUGACUGCUAAUAAUCUGUCAGUAAGCAACUCUGCAUCGUCAUUGCAGAAAGACAGUGUCCCACCUAGUCAGACUAUAGGAGGAGAGCAGAAAGAGCCAGAAUCUUCUAGAGAUGCCUUACCCUUCUUACAAGAUGAUUUGAUGCCAGCAAAUGAAAUUGUGGUAACUUCUACUGCAACUUGCCCUGAGUCGUCUGGUGAACAAGUAUGUGCCCAUGACUGUUCAGAGGCCAGAGUUUUAAGGUGUAAAACAAAUUGUACAAUUGAGAGAAACUUUAAUAGAAAAAAGACUUCCAAAAAAAAUUUUUCAAAAAUAAAAACUCAUAUAAGAAGUAAAGAUUCUGAAACUGCCUUUGUAUCUAGAAACAGAAACUAUAAACGUAAGUGUAGGAAUAGUUACCAAGAACCUCCAAGAAAAAAAGCGACAUUGCAUAGAAAGUGUAAAGAAAAGGCUAAACCUGAAGAUGGCCAUGAAACAUUUGGAUUUAGCAGACCUAGACUUUCAAAAGAUUCAGUCAGAACUUUGCGACUUUUCCCUUUCAGUUCCAAACAGCUUGUGAAAUGUCCUAGGAGAAACCAACCAGUUGUAGUUUUGAAUCAUCCUGAUGCAGAUGCACCAGAAGUAGUAAAUGUAAUGAAAACUAUUGCUAAAUUUAAUGGACGCGUACUUAAGGUUUCGUUGUCAAAAAGAACUAUCAAUGCUUUACUGAAUCCAGUUUGUUAUAACCCUUCGAAAGUAACUUGUGAUGAUUUUUCCAAGAGGCACAAAACAUUUAAACCUGUUAGUUCUGUGAAAGAAAGAUUUGUGCUAAAAUUAACACUCAAGAAAACAAGCAAAAACAAUUAUCAGAUUGUGAAGACUACCUCUGAAAAUGUUUUGAAGGCUAAAUUUAACUGUUGGUUUUGUGGUAGAAUAUUUGACAAUCAAGAUAUUUGGGCUGGUCAUGGGCAGAGACAUUUAAUGGAAGCUACUCGGGAUUGGAAUAUGUUAGAAUAAUUCACUGUAAUUACCAAGGAAAAGAAAAGUAAAUUACCUUAGAAGAAAACAAUGGGUUUAAUUACCAUAAUGCAGACAUUUUCUACUUCAAUAUAGUACCUGAAAUUAAAUAUUUUGGAAGUUGAUUAUAUUUCUGUGGAAGAGCAAAAGUUUUAUGUUUGAUAUUUCAAAGUGCUAUCACUGCACACAUAAGUUUGGAAAGAAACUAAUCACAGCACAGAUUACCUGGAUUUAAUUUUUUCUAAAUGUGCUCUUGGGAAGUUAGGGCUAAAGAAAAUUUUGAUAAAACAAGUUUCCGAAUUUAGUUCUUUAUAGUGACUCUUAAGUGAGGGUAAUAGCUGGCACCCCCCCCCCUUCUUCCACCAGCCUUAGGAAUCUGAUGAGUAUUGCUCCUCUGAAGAUAGAGAGCUCUUUCACGAUGGAACUGAGGGAGCUUCUCAUCAUUUGUAAAGAUAAAUUGAGAGAGCUUGGAGAAGUUAUUCUGUAUCUACUAAAUUCAGUUCUUUUGGAGGGUAUUACGCUCCUUUGAAAGUACAUAUAACUCACUACAGUACCACCUCAUAUAAUGCUUGAAGAGUUUUUGGCAAGUAAAUUGUUGUACCUGUUAAGCUCUGUCACAUGUCAGAGAUUGGAACUCACUCCCAAGGUGAUUUUUUCCUUUCUAAGUGGCUAUGUCAAGCAUUGUAGUAGAUGAGCAAUUUCAAGAGAAGAAUUUAAACUUUAUCUCAUUUAAAGUCCAGUUCAAGAAGUGGAACAUAUUUCUGAAUUUGAUUAUAUUCUCCAGUGAUCCCCUUGCACAGAACUAUGUUUAUCUGAUUUAAAUUGUCCAUCAUAAACCAAAUAGCCCGUUUUUUUUCUUGGUUGCCAUCCCUUUAAAAAGAAUGGAACAUAGAAGCACUUCCAAGGGAAUGGCUUUUCUUGAAAAUCAAAAUUUUUCUACUGAAACAAAUGUUUUGAAGCAAACCAUAUUUUUGUCUGUGUUUACUAUUGUUAUUUGAACAUGUUCAAAUUAGUACAAAUCAUUUUCGUUUGCAAAUUUCAGUAUGACUGACAACCCAAAGGAGAUAUAUACUGGUUGCUGGCAUUUGAAAAUGGGGAAGCAUUAACAGCGGACCCAGUGGCAGCGCAUAAAACUUUAGGACAGAUUCCUAAGGAACGUGCUCAACAGAGUUUCAAAGUGGAUGUUUUCAUGACAGCAGAAUCAUAGAGUUAAACUUUUCACCUUGUAAGUUUGGAUCAAAUUUGUUGAAUUGUUGGAUAAUGGAGUUCUUGUAUUACAAAAUUACAAACUAUAUGAUUUUGUUACAUUAUUGCUAUUAAGUAUUAAUGACAUUUUCAUUGAUUGGAUGAAAACUUCAGGGCUUAUUUUCUGUAUGUAUAUAACAAAGAAAUUAAAUCUGUACAUAUUUUUGUAUCUUUAUGUAAAUUUUGCACAGAAAGUUUUUUGACAAAAAGUUUAUUUUCUUUCAGUUUAGUUCUGUGCAUGCACUAAUAAAACUGGUUGUUUAAUUUAAAAGGAAUAUAUAAGACUUUACCCAUGUUAUUUUCUUGGUUUUUAUUGCAAAUGUAGAUUUUUUUUUUUUUUAGGUAAAUUCAUUUUUCAGGGAUUGAACACUAUUGUUAGCAAGUGCCUAAAAAAGAUGUGAAACAGUUUACAUGUCCACUGUAACAGUAGGUCCCAAAUGGGUCCAUUCCCCCAAUAGUUUUAUUUUAAAGAAAGCCAUACAUAGAUGCUUCAAGCUAUCUUGCUAUGCACAUUAUACUUGUACUGUUUUUGUGCAGUUUGUCUACUUUCUUAGUGAAGUAUUUUUUGUAUAAAACCUGUUACAAUUGUGUUUCUUAAAUUGAGCCUAAGAAUGGAGUUAAUUGGAGGUAUACAGUAUAUAUUAUUAUGUAGAUGGUGUUUAAAGACUGGUAAGCAUUGUUAAUUUCUGUAAUGAACGUUUCUUCAAUUAAAUUUAUCUUAAGUUUGUGUUUACA
This is a messenger RNA of Microcebus murinus (gray mouse lemur), 7221 nucleotides long. It is a transcript of the gene ZNF518A, whose product is annotated as zinc finger protein 518A. NCBI's taxonomy places the organism in Eukaryota, Metazoa, Chordata, Mammalia, Primates, Cheirogaleidae. The record is from RefSeq and is a predicted model, not a curated record.